Molecule: messenger RNA, 2088 nt
Organism: Striga hermonthica
Lineage: Eukaryota; Viridiplantae; Streptophyta; Magnoliopsida; Lamiales; Orobanchaceae
Source: the annotation of a GenBank genome assembly
AUGAACGUUUUCUCACUGUCACGCACAAAAUUCCCUCGCUCGCCAUUUUCGAAAUCCCUCGCGACCUCCUCAUAUCCCGAAAUCGACUCGAUCCAGUCGAUCUCGGAGAACCCCAUUUUCGGUCUCUUGAAGCUAUGCAGAACCCUCUCACGUCUGCAGAAGGUCCACGCACUCCUGAUCGUAAGUGGAGAAGCCCGGGACUCGUUGCUGAAAACCAAAUUAGCGUGGCAGUACGGCGCGUUCGGGCGCCUAGGGCACGCCCGGCGGGUGUUCGAUCAAAUUCCCAACCCGGAUUUCGACCUAUGCAAGGCGAUGAUGAGGCGGUACUUCAUGAGUGACCUGCACCUGGAGGUUAUUGGGUUCUACAGGUUCAUGAGGAGUAGGUUCUAUGUUCUCGACAAUAUGGUGAUCUCGACCGUGCUCAAGGCGUGCACCGAGUUGAGGGAUUUGGUGGAAGGGAGAAAAUUGCAUGGGUAUGUAGUUCAGAUGGGGAGCCCGGAUAGCUUCGUGCUGACUGGGCUUGUCGACAUGUACGCCAAGUGUGGAGAAAUCAGCACUGCGCGUAAGGUGUUUGAAAAAAUACAGGACAGAAAUGUGGUUUGUUGGACCUCGAUGAUCGUGGGCUAUGUGAAGAAUAACUGUGCUAGAGAGGCAUUAGUGUUGUUCAACCGUAUGAGGGAUUGCAUGGUCGAAGGUAACGAAUAUACUUUGGGGAGUAUGAUCUCAGCUUGUGGAAAGCUGGAGUCUUUGCACCAGGGCAGGUGGGUGCAUGGGAACGUGAUCAAGAAUGGUGUUCGGAUGAAUCCCCGCUUGUUUGCUUCGGUAGUGGACAUGUAUAUCAAAUGUGGUUCUGUUUGUGAUGCCCGGUUGUUUUUUGACGAGUUUGGAAUUGUUGAUCUUGUUUCUUGGACAACAAUGAUUGUGGGAUAUGCACAGAAUGGCUUUUCUGAACAAGCUCUGUUAUUGUUCACUGACAAGAACUGGAAAAAUGUGUGCCCAAAUGCAAUAACUUUAUCGAGCGUGCUUUCGGCUUGUGCGCAGUCUGGAAAUUAUUACAUGGGCUCGUUGGUUCAUGGAUUGGGCAUUAAACUUGGACAGAAUGAUAAUAGUGUCAUGAAUGCUCUGGUGGACAUGUACGCAAAGUGUCGUAAAAUAGAAGAUGCUGUUAAUCUAUUCGAGUCCAUGUCAUAUAAGGACGUGGUUGCUUGGAAUUCGAUCAUUAGUGGAUAUUACCAAAACCGGCAAGCUCACAAAUCUCUGAGAUUGUUUGGCCGCAUGAGAUUGGACUCCUUCCGACCCGACGCGGUGACCGUGGUGGCUGUGUUGUCUGCUUGUGCUUCACUUGGUGACAUCAGCUUGGGAUGCUCUCUUCAUGCCUACUCCAUCCGAGAAGGAUUUUUGGCUUCCAAUAGCGUCUACAUAGGCACAGCAAUUCUGAAUCUAUACGCAAAAUGUGGGGACACGUGUUCGGCUCGGAAAGUCUUCAAUGAAAUGUCAGAGAAAAAUGGGGCCACGUGGAGUGCAAUGAUUGAUGGGUACGGAAAACAAGGGAACCCUAAUGAGUGCCUUGCAAUUCUCAACACCAUGCUGAAGGAGAAAGUUGAGCCCACUGAUAUAAUUUUCACCACGGUUUUGUCUGCCUACAGCCACACUGGGAUGAUGAAAGAGGGCUGGGGGUAUUUUGGUAAAUUAUGCAGAGAAUACGAUUUUGUGCCCAAGGCAAGGCACUACUCAUGCAUGGUGGAUUGGCUGGCACGAUCGGGGAAUCUUGAGGAAGCCUUGGAGUUUAUCGAGAAAAUGCCAGUUGAGCCUGAUUGUGCUGUUCUUGGGUCUUUUCUCCAUGGCUGUAGUUUGCACUCGAGAUUCGAUCUUGGGGAUAGGGUUGUCAGAAAGAUGCUCGAACGUCAUCCUGAUGAUCCUGGCCAUUAUAUGCUUAUGUCUAAUUAUAGUGCCUCUAAAGGGAGAUGGAGCCAGGCAAGUGAGUUGAGAGGUUUGAUGAGGAAAAAGGGUCUGAAGAAGCAGAUUGGGUGCAGUCGGGUUGGUUUGUGUAGUGAUGAGGUGUAUUCUCAGAGGGCAGCAACUGGUUAG